This is a messenger RNA of Clonostachys rhizophaga, 2532 nucleotides long. The record is from the annotation of a GenBank genome assembly. Lineage: Eukaryota; Fungi; Ascomycota; Sordariomycetes; Hypocreales; Bionectriaceae.
AUGCUUCCGAGCCAGCUCUCGGGCGUCUAUCGCCAGUACAAGGAAGACACCGAUUCCGUUGCUGCAUGGCUCGCCUCCACAGCCAAGUCAUGCGGCUACCCCGCUGAUCUCCUUGCUUCGCCGGCGUGGGACGCGCCGCAAGCCAAGAGCAGCAGGCUCAAGGGGAAGCAGAGGAAGCAGGCCAAGGCAUCAGGAAAGGCCAAAGCAGUCCCAAAGACCAACAAGUACAUUGUAGCCAUCAGGGACUUCCUCCCCCUGGCAAACUUCAUUGCCGGCCGAACCAACCCCUCCGUGGCGGUGCCCGCCGUCUUCUCCCAGACCCUCAAUCGAGUCAUCACGCUCAGAGCUGGAUAUGGCCAGAUGCGAACUGAAUCAGGCGCGGAGCCAGACUCUAAGGGGGACGAAAAGCACGGCUAUUUUGUCGGCGUCCUCCAGGCUGUACGAGACAGUCUGCGACCACGUAUGACCCCCGAAGAGGCAGCCGCAUCGGCCGACAAGGGUUCGCCUUCCCCCAGCGCCUCACCCUUCCAGACGACGGCCGAGGAUCUCGGUAACAAAUUCGCAGCUCUGAAUGUGGACGAUCCUUCUCAAGCGUUCAUCGACGAUUUCGUCAACACACCGAUCAAGCGACCCAAGGCGCAAGAACAAGACCCGGUUGCCUACGCUGCUGAAGAGCAAGUCUCUCUCGAGGAGAUGCUCUUCUCCUUGACUCUGUUGAUGAAUGACCUCAUGAAGAUCCGCUCGCGCAUUGAGUGGAUUUGGAGCAACCACCGAGACGGCUUCUUUGACCUGGGUGCUGCCGCUGUCGCGACCAAUGUUGCAGUUGCCCUAGCCCGUGGCAUGAUUGAUGAGGUUGAACCAAUGCUCAACCUUUACGAGGGAGGAGCCUAUGGUCUCCUCAAUAAAUUCUUUCUCAUCCUUGGCUUCAGGAAAGGAUACACCCUCGAUGAACUGGUUCUCGACGGCGACGACAAUUUCCCGUACGACCUAUAUGAGCUAACUAACGAGGCGUACCUAGUCGCCUAUCGACUCCUAAUUAGCUGCGCGGAUGUGCUCCAGCCCAGCCAGCUGCCCCUGAUCAAGGAGGGCCUUUUCGGUCACUAUGACGCCAAGAGUGACCGCACCAAGAAGUCGGGUCGCCAAAAGUUUCUCGAGGACCAAAUUAUCAUCAUGGAGCUGUUCACCGAGUUCAUCACGGUUAUCCGUUGCGUGCCUGGCUACCCAGUCGAAGACGAGGUUCUCCGUGGGAUGCGGGUCCUGGAAAAGACCAAGACGGUUCCGUUUUCUCUAGUCUUCGCAGUCCAGAUCCUGCUCGACAUCAACCACACAAUGAGAGACGCCGCCCGGAGUAGUUUCAACAUCAUGGUCCAGCAAACAUCGGCCGUAGAGACACACCUUAAGUCGUACCUCGAGUACCACAAAAACCUCCGCAUCGACAAUUGGCCUGCUUCCAACGACAUGGGGCUAAAGCAGCUUAUCCAGAGGAUCCAGUGGAUGGGCUCUGACCCUAUUCACAAGGUCAAGUCCAAGGUCAUGAAAAGCAUGGGUGUGCCAGUUUCGCCACAGAUGGAACUUCACCGUAUCCUGAUCUACUCACCCGUCCUCGCUGGCCUGUACCUCUACCGCACCCGGUAUGACAUGUGGGAUGCCGGAAUCGCAAUUUCCAAUGCCUGGGGAUCAAUCACCUAUACAGCCCAUCUCUACAACGCUCUUCGACAUCAGAACCUCCUGCAGGGUUUGUGGCCCGACAUGGACCUCACCUUGUCUCUACUUGGAGAAUCCAGUGUUUGGGUCGGCGACGAGAGACCGAUUGGGAUCGGCGACUGCUUCAAGAAGUUUUGCCUGCAGAUGGGCGUCACAGCCUCUGCCUUUACAACCAACCGCCGCAAGAAGAUCGGCACUCUCCAUUCCCGGGCAGGACCGCGAGGUAUCAAGGACGGCUGCCCCGUGUCUUCAAAGUUCACGGCCGAAUUCAUCUCCAGUCAUGAGUCCGAACUGAACUGGACCCCAGAAAUGGUCCAAGACAUUCUUGCGCGAAGCAGAUCCCUCGUGGAGGAGCCCAGCGACAAUCGACUAAUCAUGUCCCAGCUCGACGCCCCCGUGAAAGGCAAGGGCAAAGGCCAGCAAAAGGACAAGAACGAUAUGCCAACGGCAGAGGAGUUGGUCAAGGCCCUCAUUCUUGCUCUGCACUUUGAGUCUCUGGAGAUGGCCUUCCCCUACACGCUGAUGCAUCGCUGGUGCUGGAACCUCCUCCGGCAAGUCAAGAACGAAUGCGAUCCGCUGCUCCGCGAGCUGUACACGCCCGCGUACAUGGAACGGGAGAACCAGCUGCCGUGGAUAAUCGGGUAUAUCCUGAUGGCGGCGAGUGGGAUCGACGGAGGUGUUCAGGACGGGAGACUCUUAAAGGCAGCUGCUGAUGUGUUUAACGUCAUGACGGAAACGGAGGCGGGCAUGGUUUCUAUUGUCGUGAUGAAGAAGCUGGGCUUUGAUAUCGGUUUUGAGGCUGAAGAGCCUGAAACUGAGAAUCAGUAG